This is a messenger RNA of Spodoptera littoralis (African cotton leafworm), 507 nucleotides long. Lineage: Eukaryota; Metazoa; Arthropoda; Insecta; Lepidoptera; Noctuidae. The record is from the annotation of a GenBank genome assembly.
AUGCUUAUGGAGUUAACCGAUGAUCAAGAACAAAGUGACAGCGGAAUGGAGUCUUUGAGUGCGAGCAAAGAUGAUAGUCCAGAGCGCAGGCCUGAUGAAUUUUUCAUAACCCCCUCACUAGGAUCGUCGCCCAGCGCUGGCACACCUAUCGGUGGGCCUACUGGAGGACAUUUAGCUGGACCACUGAAAGAAUAUGAUGAUGAACCUGACGAAACCUUAUCAGAGAGGUUAUGGGGCCUGACUGAAAUGUUCCCGGAGUGUGUUCGAAGCUGCACUUAUACUUUCACUACAAACACAGUGUCAGGAGUUAAAUCUCUGUAUGGAUUGUCUCGCUCAGUAAUGUGGGUGAUAGCCAGCUCGUCUGUAAUCUUGUUUGCUCCAGUCAUAUUUGAAGUUGAGAGAGCUCAAAUGGCUGAAAUGGAAAAGUCACAACAGAAACAGGUCUUGCUAGGAACCAACACAGCUAUGUCAGGCCCCAUGCCGAACAUGCCACCAAUGCCGCGAUAA